This is a messenger RNA of Aplosporella prunicola CBS 121167, 2126 nucleotides long. RefSeq lists its product as uncharacterized. The record is from RefSeq and is a predicted model, not a curated record. Gene Ontology annotation, biological process: regulation of DNA-templated transcription; DNA-templated transcription. The transcript has 8 exons. Bases 1 to 2034 code for a protein of 677 amino acids. Lineage: Eukaryota; Fungi; Ascomycota; Dothideomycetes; Botryosphaeriales; Aplosporellaceae. Gene Ontology annotation, molecular function: DNA-binding transcription factor activity, RNA polymerase II-specific; zinc ion binding; DNA binding.
AUGCCUCCAGGAAAGCAACGUACCACUGCUCAUGCACAUCGGGCCAGUAUUCCCUAUCGGCGGACUUCUCUGGCCUGUGUCCGGUGUAGAGGAAGGAAGACCAAGUGUAGCGGUGACCUUCCUUCCUGUAGGACUUGUCGUGCCGGUAACCAUGGCUGUAUAUACUUGGAACAAGAACGGAAGGUUCAGGUUCCCGAGUUCUAUCUGCGCGACCUUGAAGCACGCGUGAGGGCGUACGAACAAAGCCAGGCUCCGAUCCCCAAGGCACCGUCGCCUUCAUUUCCAGCUUCAGCAUCUUUAAAUCCGAAAGGGAGUGGCGAAACAGAAGAAUUCGGAGAAAACCCUCUCACCGAAGGCAUGGCACAUCUUGUCAUGACGCCUUCUGGACAACGACACUACCUUGGCAACUCCUCUUCCACCAGUUUUGGCCUAAGGUUACGAAGCUUCGUUGAGACUCUCAGCCGAUUCGACCAUGACCUCUCGAUAGAGGUGCAGUGCCCGACGUACAAUCCUGCGGCAUGGCCUAAGCGCCGCCCUUCACUGACCAAGGUCCCGCAGUUGCCCCCUUAUGGCUUUGCGAAGCGUCUUUACAAAGCCCAAUUUGUCUAUAUUGGUACCAUUUUUUCAUUCGUUGAGCCUCAUGUCUUCGAAGCACGUCUUCAAAAAGCAUAUAAUCAAAUACCCGACCUUUCAGACCGCGAGGCGUGUCUUUCAUACAGUCAAGUCUUGAUCAUCCUUGCUUAUGGUCAAUUAUACAGUGUAAAUCAAUGGGAUGGACAUGACGGUCCCCCGGGGUUUGACUAUUUCAUGCAAGCACUACAGUUUCUUCCUGAUAUUCACGACGAAGGCUCCGUGUUAUUCGUCGAAGUUCUUUCCUUGGCAGGCUAUUUCAUGCAGAACUUGAACCGCCGAGAUGCAGCCUUCCUCUACACCGGCUUAGCACUGCGUAUGGCUAUAUCUCUCGGGUUGCACCAAGAGAUAGACGAUCCCGAAAUAGAUAACAAGGCACGGGAACACAGACGUCGUUUGUGGUGGUCUGUCUAUUCAAUGGACAGGAUCCUUUGCGCAAAAUCGGGCAACCCAAUCACUAUCCUAGACGAAGACAUUGGCGUUUCACACCCGUCCAGGCUGCCGGAAUGUGAACCGGAAGUCGGCCCAGCAACAGUGCUGCUACAUUAUACGGAGUUGUCCAGAAUCUUGGGCAAGAUAAUGAACAGCAUCUAUCGCAAGAAUCACAAGCCUGAUCUUGUUGCUUCUGUCUACAACAUCAUGACGGACCUCAACAAUUGGCGGCGAGACCUUCCUCAAGAACUUCAGUUCGACCCGAACAAGCUUGGAAAAGAUAUAUCGCGCGAAUCAGUCUCCAUUUUUCUGCAUUACUACCAAUGUAUCAAUAUGACUGCGCGUCCACUACUGUUCCGCAUGGUCCAGAAACGACUGGCAACCGGAGGCAAGGGUGAGGACACAGAUUGGCGCGUUCAUCUUUCUCCAACAGCUAUAGCUGUUAUUGAAGCUUGCAUAACUGCGGCUCGUGAUAGUACAAUAAUGAUGUAUUCUGCAGCAAAGCAGAAUCUUGUAGCCACCUACGGUUUUAUGGAUGGUGAACACAUCUUCAGCGCUGCAAUCGUUUUGGUCAUGAUAAAUCUUGCAUUUCCCUUUAAUGAAAGAGACAGGAAGUCGAUGAAAAUGGCACUGGAAGUUCUCUGUGGAAUGGCUGAGAAAGGAAACAGCCAUAUGAGAGCUCGGCACGAAUUGCUGAUGAAGUUGUGUAAUAUAGCCACCAUACCUUGUCGUGGUACUGAAACGUCGCCAGCUUCCUUUGGAGGAAAGGACACUGGUGAAGACCCGGCUACCCUGUAUGUCACUCCUAGCACCAUCCCCGCUACGAAUUUUCCACUCUUUGAGAAUGAACCUGGGUUAUUGCAAAGCAUUGGCUCUUUAGACGGUGGUAUCUGGGAGGAAGGCUAUGGGAACAUUGAUAUCGGGAUAGAUUUGGACUGGACACAUUGGACGGAAGCCGUCCAGGGAACUUGAAUGGAGAAGUAGUUGGCACUGAGGUUGUGGUCCAGAAUGAUUUCAACAAAUAAGUUCAGUUUCUUACUUAUAAAGUACUAUUGAAGAUGCGU